Messenger RNA from Hemibagrus wyckioides, 7446 nucleotides. It is a transcript of the gene rbm47, whose product is annotated as RNA binding motif protein 47. Gene Ontology annotation, molecular function: mRNA binding. The record is from RefSeq and is a predicted model, not a curated record. Gene Ontology annotation, cellular component: nucleus. The coding region runs from base 305 to 2116 and encodes 603 amino acids. The transcript is spliced from 6 exons. NCBI's taxonomy places the organism in Eukaryota, Metazoa, Chordata, Actinopteri, Siluriformes, Bagridae.
CCUCCCUACUUGUCAGAGGAGAGAAGUGCGAGCAGGAGCGUCAGCACAGACGGGGAAGCGAAAGAGUUCAAGAGACAGAAAUCAAAACAAAAAAAAAGAAGAAGAAGAAGAAGAGACAUACUUUAUUAAAACAAAAAAAAACCCUCUCUUGUCUUCGCUGUCAUCAGAGCUGGGUUUGUCACACGACUGACUAAAGAAGGGGGAUGAUGAAAAGGUCUGGAUUACGGCGCUGCUGAAUGAGACAUCGACUUUGACAGCUACUGAACGUUGCAGACUCCAGCUCUGAUUGGAAGAUUGUGUCAGAAUGACAGCAGAAGACUCCGCCUCUGCCGUCACCAUGAGUAACUCUAGCCCCUCCUCCAAAUCAAACCCUGCCAACAAUCAUGCGAUCCUACACGGAUCCAUUCCCGACGGUGUUGCUGGAGCCCCUAACGAAGCGGCCCUGUUGGCUUUGAUGGAGCGCACGGGAUACAAGAUGGUUCAGGAGAACGGACAACGUAAAUACGGCCCACCCCCCGGCUGGCAAGGACCGUCCCCUCCACGUGGUUGUGAGAUCUUCGUGGGCAAGAUCCCGCGUGAUGUUUACGAAGACGAAUUGGUGCCGGUGUUUGAGUCAGUGGGCAGGAUCUACGAGAUGCGCCUGAUGAUGGACUUUGAUGGCAAAAACCGUGGCUAUGCCUUUGUCAUGUACACACAGAAACACGAGGCUAAACGCGCUGUGAGGGAGCUAAACAACUACGAGGUGCGCCCUGGACGAUUGUUGGGGGUCUGCUCGAGUGUAGAUAACUGCCGUCUGUUUAUUGGUGGAAUUCCCAAGACCAAGAAGCGAGAGGAGAUCCUGGAGGAAGUGUCCAAAGUGACAGAAGGAGUGCUGGAUGUGAUUGUGUAUGCGAGUGCUGCAGACAAAAUGAAGAAUCGUGGCUUUGCCUUUGUAGAGUAUGAGUCCCAUCGUGCAGCUGCCAUGGCCAGGAGGAAACUCAUGCCUGGGCGCAUUCAGCUCUGGGGUCACCAAAUUGCCGUCGACUGGGCAGAACCAGAAAUUGAUGUCGACGAGGACAUCAUGGAAACGGUAAAGAUCCUGUAUGUGCGCAACUUGAUGAUCGAGACAAGCGAAGAGACCCUCCGCAAGAUUUUCAGCCAGUUCAACCCAGGCUGCGUUGAACGAGUGAAGAAGAUCCGCGACUAUGCCUUUGUGCACUUUACUAGCCGGGACGAUGCGGUGGUAGCUAUGGACCACCUGAACGGUACAGAAAUCGAGGGCUCAUGCAUUGAGGUGACGUUGGCCAAGCCUGUAGACAAGGAGCAGUACACUCGCUACCAGAAAGCAUCCAAGGGAACCGUGACCAGUAGUGAAAGUACUCAGCAAAGUUACGUGUAUCAAUGUGAUCCCUACACCCUUGCCUACUACGGCUAUCCUUACAACACUGUCAUUGGACCCAACCGAGACUACUUCAUCAAAGCAGGUACUGUACGAGGCCGUGGCCGUGCUGGAGCCGCUAACAGGGGCCCAGGGCCCCGUGGCUCGUACCUCGGUGGCUAUUCCGCCGGGCGAGGCAUUUACAGCCGCUACCAUGAAGGAAAGACCAAGGUGCCGGAAAAACCAUAUGAGCUCAUGCCCAGUUUGGAUCUGGCAGCCGUUAAUCCAGUGGGCAUUAAGCCUGGCACAAUGACUCUGCCAGCCCUCGGUGCACAGUACCCUGCUGUGUUCUCUGCUGCACCCGCUGCUACUAAACUGGUGGAGGAAGGAAAAAUUCACCCAAUGGAGCAUUUGAUCAACCCCCUCACCCUCCAGCACGAUCACUCUGCUGCUCCCUCGAAUGCUGCCGUCAUUCCUGCCGUCUCGACACCUCCGCCCUUUCAGGGACGUCCCAUCACUCCUGUCUACGCCGUGGCCCACAAUGUCCAGCGGAUCCCUGCUGCCGCCGCGGCUGCCGGUCUGUACGGUGCGAGCUACGUGCCCAUCGCUGCUCACGCCAACACAGCCACCCUGGCGGCGCUGCAGAAGAACGCAGCCGUGGCAGCUGCUGCGUACGGAGGUUAUGCUGGCUACAUGCCCCAAACUUUCCCCGCUGCCACCUUCCAAGUGCCUAUCCACGACGUGUACCAGACCUACUGAGACGCUCCAUGCCUUUUACUUUUACGAGACACAGUGCAACAUCUAUGAAGGCUAUUGACUGAUCUGAGAAUAAAUGACUUAUUAUGUAAUAUUUAAUCUACUGACCAAACCCCCCCUCAAAAAAACAUUAAGUGCAUAUCUAUGAAACGCUAAUAAUGCCUCAUAAAGCUCUAAUAAUGUUCUAUGAAUAAUUUCCUGACAACUUGAUAACCCUAAUAAACAGAUUUUUUUUCAUUAUUAAAACAUUACUAAGGUAAGAUAUCCUCAGUGGCUGCGUCCCAAAUGACAUACUACACACAUGCACUUACGCUAUGCACUAUGUGCUCUACACUGUAGUGUAUGUAUGUUAGUAAGGCUGUAACGUCUCAAAUGGAACUGGAAGUAUAGGCCUUUUCUCAGUCGAUGGCAAAUAACACAUCAUACAACGCCGCUUGAGUAGCUUUAGAAUAUUACUGUAAGACCUUUGUAAGACGUCUCAUCCACCGGAGUGUCAUCGGCCAUCUUGAAAUGUAUUUUCAUUUCUCAUCCAGCAUCAGUGCCUGGUAGCCCUGCUUCUUUUUUAUUCUACAUUUCCGUUGAAUACGUUGCAUCAUCUAGGUUCCCGAAGUGCACUUCUUCUUUUUUUCCUUCUUGGAAUUUUCAGUGUGAACACACUACUCACGCUAUUUAUGGCACGGAAUAGUGCAUAAGUAUGUGAUUUGGGACGCGUCUACUUAGCGUUUCAGCUAAAGUCAUUCUUCCAUGAUGUAGCAGAUGAUUUUAUUUUUGCAUUGGAACAGCAAAUUACUUCUAUAUUAAAUAUCAGAACAGAUCCAGAGACAAAUACAUUUCCAAAUGCUGAUAUUUGCAAUUUCUGGGUUCUUCCUUGAACCUUACAAAAACAUUGCAGUAGGUGGAUUGGCUAAGGUAAAUUGCCCUUAGGUAUUUGAGUGGUUAAUUUGUGUGUGUGUGUGUGUGUGUGUGUUUUGAUAGACUCCGGAUCUGCCGCGGCCAAUGCGGUUACUGAAGAUUCACGUUAUUAGAGCGUUACGAUGCAUUGUUGGCGUUUUUUACUGUACAAAACAAACUUUGUGGAAAAGUGUUCCCAGAUCCGUCUCCCAUUGGACUGUUGUGUAUUUAAAGACUAGUAAAGAUCGUGUAUCUCAGAUGCAUGAGAUCUUGAGAUCUUCCAGACCUGCUGACGUCGAUUAGGAAAUGCACCGACCCUGACUCACUUCACACUGACUGUAGAACUACUGAACUUAAUCUUUUACACACUCAGUCAAGUACAAGACGCCUGAUUCUGAAUCUCCAUGGACCAGCAACUAACUGACAUGGAAAGCACCAGUUGUGGCCUGCUGAUAUCAGUGUGUUUGUGUGUGUGUGUGUGUGCUACUUGUUUUCCGAAAGGAAACCUCAAUCCUUAUUUCAUGUCUACUGAUGCAGUCUCAUCUCAAGCUCAAUGUCCUGCCUACUUGGACUAGAGUCACCUGUCAAUCAGAGAUGCAAAGGGUUUGACAAAAAUGUCCAUCUCUUUUUUUUUUUCUUUCUUUCUUUUUCUCCAGACUAAGUGCCUUAAGUGCUAAUGCAUCACAUUAUAAGACAUGACUCUGAUGUUUGGUCUGAAAAAAAAGUGUUUUAUUUUAUUUUAUUUUUUUUGCACUAAUUAAUCCAGACUGAUUCUGAUUCUGUGUGCCUUAAGCACAAAGUGCUAGGAUGUAGCUUGUUCACCCAUCCAAAAUGCAGGAUAAAAGGAAAACCUGUACACAAGAGAAGCAUUAUAUUGCUGCGAGAGUCCCUUAACGCAAAGAAUUUAAGAUCUCCAAAGCACUUAAGUCAGCAGAACUACAUCAUUAAACCUUACCGUCCUUGUUAAAUGCUACUGUACCGAACUUUUUACACUCCAGAACCUUCCGAAACCUUCGUCCUGAUUCUGUAGCCGUGAAGAAUACAGAAGGAUGAAUUUCUGUUAUUUCUGUUUCCUUACCUGAAAUAUUUACUUUAAUAAAUUCCUGGAAAAAAGAAAAAAGAAGAAAAAAAUAUUAAAAUAGACAAACAUAAGGAAACAAAAAAAAACUCACGUAAAACUGCUGAGCAGAGACCUAAGUGACCACUGAAGGAUCAUUUUAUGGACAUGUUUUGAUGUUUGGACACACAAACGGGAUUCCAGGUGUGUUUUUAUUUUAAUUUGUUUUAUAUUUUUUAAUUUUUUUUUUUUUUUUGAAGAUGUUUCAUAUUCUAACCACUAGGUCGCCUGAGUAAAAAAUAAUAAUAAUAAUAAUAAUAUCUGACUAAUACUUUUUAAAUCGUUUCGUUUUGAUAUUUUAUUAUUAUAUUUUCCUUUCUUUCCUUUUUUUUGUUGUUUGGGUUCACAUUUUAGUUCACUGUCGUUUUGAAGGUUUUCGGAUUUCAGACGUUUUUAUUUGAUGUGUUUUGAGAAUUUGAGAACUGUUCGUUUUAUGAAACCUGAAGUCGGAGACAAAGCCAAAAUAAUAACAGUCAAAAUAAAAUAAAAAAAUGACCCAAAACACGGGAACAGAGACGAUAGCUAGCCGCCGUGUUUAAGCACACAUACACUCCGUAACCUUAAUAUAUUAUGUUCAAACUCGGCAAUACCUCCUUAUAUACAAGUAUUUUGUCUUUUAGUCCAUGUAAAGAUCUAAAACGGCCUUUAUUUAGGACCGACUUGCUAUAUUGGAUUUGCAGGGUGGGGUUUUUUUUUUUGUAAAAUGCAUAAUUGAGACUGAAGGUGUGCUUUUUUAAAAAUAUAUAACUGUCCAGAUCAAGCAGGCCACACUUGUUAGAGCUAAAUAUGCAAGACUUCUGGUUUGAAAGAAAGAUUUAUUACUCUUUACUACAAGGCUGCUGGAGGUUAUUUUAUUAGUUUAUUUUUAAUAAGGUGUGGCUAUGAAGUAAGCUUAUUAUCUAUUUCCUGGACACUUUACUCGUGGUACAGGAGCCUGAGCAUGGUGGUGAAUAAUUAUAUUACAAUUUUUUCCUUCAAUCUGGCCUUCAAAGACAGAACUUGCGUACUUAAGUUGCCACUAAAUAUAUCGUCUCAUGGCCCUUCUUAGAGAAAAAGAAAUAAUAUUAACCACCAUGUCGUGUCAGAGGCUUUGUAGAUUUCCCCGUCCAUGUUGCCGACAUGUUCACUUGAAUCAGUGCCCAGUUUAGCUGAAUUAUUAGUGUAGGAUAUUCUUUUAAUAUUUCCUAAAAUGAACAAACACAUACAAGGGCUUUUCUUCUUUUUGUACAUUUUGUAUUACAUUUUUUUGUUUCAUAAAUAUUAUAGAACAACAUACUGUUUCAGUCAAAAUCCUCAAAAAUGGAAUAAAUGGGGCUAGAAAAAUCCUUGACACUGGAAUGAGUGGAGAUGUGGUAGCUGAGGGGUUAAGGUGUUGGACGUCUAGUCAGAAGGUUGUGAUUUUGAAACCCAUGUUCACUAAGCUGCCACGGCUAGACCCCUGAGCAAGGCCCUUAACCCUCAGUUGUGUAAAAGAUUUGAUAGGGGCAUCUGCCAAAUGCUGUAAAAUACCAUGUCUUACUCCAGAAUAGCUUUGGCAGGGUACUUCUAGCAUCACCCUGUAUUUGUAUUUGGCUCCAUCAGUCUAUCCAGUCACAAUACUACCACCACCAUGCUUCACUUGAUAGCAAGCAAAGCAUCCUUAUUUUGUCUGUAAAGAUUUGUAAAAACCCAAGCACUAGAACUCAGUUCAAGUGCUUAUACACUCCAUGAGCCAAAAGGGAAUCAAGAUUCCAGCAACCAAGCGGACAAGUCUGAAGUCCAGCAGUACCAAGUGUUGCUCAGAUCCAGCUUACGGCUAGUUCUGGAAUGAGCGUAAGAAAGUCUUAAUGAUUACAGCAGCAGUGUUUUAACAAGACAUCUCGAAAUAUUAAAAGUGUUUUUCCAGUGAAGUUCUGGUGGUUUUUGGCUCUACCCCAAGUGUAUGGGAUACACCCUAAGAUAAUGAAUGUUAAAAAUUUAUCCUCUUGUUUUAUCAGGAAAUGAAGGUACGAGUAUACGUGUGGUGGUUGUAUGUGUGGAGACAUUUUCGCUCAACAGAUUCGACCAAAAUUGAUUGGACUAUUUCGGUAGCUUUGGCAGUUAACGAUUCCCUGUUGAUGGGAAAAAUCUGCUGCGACACAGGGCCACCACCACCAUGUUUCACUGAUGCAAUACAAAAAGUACAAGUCAUCAGUUCAGAGAUCCUUGUUCUACGUCUUAGCUUAGCCUCUUCGGUGAGGUAUCAGUGCCUUAAUUAAUAAUUAGAUCAUGAAGUGUCCGCGAACAUCGAGACCUUGUCUAUUUAUAACAACCGUGUUAUAUCAUUAACACACAUAACAUCACACCUCUCUCUCUCUCUCUCUCUCUCUCUCUUUAUCAUAUUAACGGUGAAGGAUUUCCUUGUGUCUAUUAUGUUUUUUGAUGUUUGGCUGUUUUUAUUUUCCUUUUAGCUUAUUGUUGUUAUUAUUAUUAUGAUGACAGAUUGUGUUUUAUUGAGUGUAACUAAUGUGUUAAGACACAUUAGUGUUGAGUCACACUGGCGAUGCAACAAUCCCUGCACAGACACACACACACACACACAUUAACCUUAACCUCUGGACUUGAUGAAGUUCCCCUGUGUGUCUGUGUGUGUGUCUGUGUGCUUGUCUGUGUGCAUGAGUGUGUGUGUGUGUGUGUGUGUGUUGUGUGUGUAUAGAUGUAAGAUCAUGAACGCCCUUUUGUACGUUUGUGUGUUUCCCCUUUCCACAUGCGUCUUUUUGCCUUUACUAGAAUCUUUUAUUAUGACCGAAAACCAUCAGGAUAUAUUUAAUAUAUACAAUGCAUUGUUGUUUUGUGUAUGAAGUAAGAAGAAAUCCUAUAAUAUAUUUCAAGUGAAUGUUUUUCUCUUCCUUUAUAUGCGCCUUUUUAUUUUUACUUCUUCUUCCUCCUUUUUUUUCCUUUUUUUUUUUUGAAGCUGUUAAAUGUUUUGCCAAAGUGUUCUGUAGUACUAAAAAAAAAAAUAAGAAAAAAAAAAAUAUUUUUAUGUUAUUUCGUUGGGUUUUUUUUUUUUGCUAUUAUGUUAGAUACAGCUGGCCAGUUUUAACUAAACGUGGACCCGAAGGUGUCGCACGUUCAAGUUGCUUUGUAUCGCGAUCAUUUCAUUAACACUAAGUAGUUUUUUAAGAAACUUAUUUGUUGUUGUUGUUGUUGCUAAACGAAACGAACAAGACAUCAAAGGUUGAAGAGAUUGUCUUCAGAGAUCCCUUUAUGGAGCUGUUUUCUAUCACGCUAUAUUUGUAAUAGGCUUGGCAUUAUUGUAGGCUAUUUAUAGUGGUUCAUUAGUUUGAAUAAAGCAUUUUCAAAAAGA